Molecule: messenger RNA, 3066 nt
Organism: Penicillium angulare
Lineage: Eukaryota; Fungi; Ascomycota; Eurotiomycetes; Eurotiales; Aspergillaceae
Exons: 4
Coding region: 1-3066 (1021 amino acids)
Biological process (GO): aromatic amino acid catabolic process; positive regulation of transcription by RNA polymerase II
Cellular component (GO): nucleus
Molecular function (GO): zinc ion binding; DNA-binding transcription factor activity, RNA polymerase II-specific
Source: RefSeq, a predicted model, not a curated record
AUGGGACAAGACUCCAAUAGCGUGGACCGUGACCUCGGAAAAUCACCGUCGCCUAAUAACCCACAGCAUAGGCGCGGCUACCAGGCCUGCGAUCCCUGUCGCAAGCGCAAAGUCAAGUGUGACUUAGGCAGCGUUGAUAAUCCUCGACCACCACCUUGUGUACGAUGUCGACGCGAAAGCAAGAGAUGUGAAUUUUCAGCAACUCGUCGCAAGCGUAAACUCUCCGAACCUCCGCAGGAGGCCGAGGAGCCUCCCAUUCUGCACCGCGACAAGCGGAUGAUGAUCGGUGAGGUCGCUGCGAAGAAAGAAGCCUCUAACGAUGAAUCUACAUAUAUUCCCUCUGAACCGUCCUUUGAUAGUGAUGGAUACCGAGCUCGCCAACGCUGGCCUGAAGCACCACCAGUACCACCAGCACCGGCAGCAGCUGCGACUGCGGCUGCGGCAGCUUCCCAGCGAUACACACCGAGUGCACCCAUAGCUUCACCCGCUCGUCAUUUUCUGGAAUCGAGGAACCCGCGCAUACCUAUACCUAAUUACUCGGGUAAUGAGAGGAGCUCAACCUCGGGAUACGGAGGCCCGCCUAUGUUAAAUCGUACUGCAGUGGAAUUAUUAUCGCCAGCCAUCACUAAUACACACGAUGCUUUACAUUUGCUCUCCGAAGCAGCGGGGAGAACAGAAGAUAUGAAUCGCUUUGCUGCGAGGCAAUCGGUAUCAUCAUUCAACUCUGGCCCUUCUCCUCUCGCACACGUCAAUUCUCCAGGGAAUCUGAGCGGAUCUUUCUCACGAACUCCUCGAUCUGGGGUGUCUAUCGGUGGUGGUGGAUUUCAUCAAGGCGGGGGAUCGGGUAUGCCAGAUAUUCAAAUGUCCGGUGGCACAGGCAAUGCGGAUGAGACAGGCAAUACUCCAGACCCAGGGCAUGCCGAUGCUGUUCGUGCAUGGUCGCGACUGCGAUUUGUACGUGCGGGGUGGAUGACUGUCGAAGAAGGCAUGGAUUAUGUGGCCUACUACUACGAGAACUUAGCUCCAAUGAGUCCAGUGGUCACUCCGGACUACUCUCAACCCGCCAAACAUCGCCUUUUGCUCACUGAAGAACCGGUCUUGGCUGUGACGAUUCUAACAAUUGCUUCGCGGCAUCUAAAACCUAAGGGUGACGGUGCUAGCACACGGGCAUUUUACAUCCACGACCGCCUCUGGUCAUAUCUGCGUGGCAUGAUCGAACGCCUUUUCUGGGGUCAAGAAAAAUAUGAUGCUGGAGGUCCAGGUGUCGGCCGACCACGUUCCCUCGAUCUCGCGCCAACGUCUGGUAGGCCCAAUGCUAAAGGAAAUUUAAGAGCUCUUGGAACCGUUGAAGCUCUAUUGAUCCUUACAGAUUGGCAUCCCCGAAACCUUCACUUCCCUCCAGGUGACGAUGAAAACACAUUGUUAGAUAUUGAUGCUCAGGGUCAAAGCGGUGCCGAUAAGGACUUAGAUCCUGAUGGCGAACAGACAAAGACAUCACCUGAAGGUAGACUUGCUUUCCAAAAAUGGCUGGAGCCGGCUUGGCGAUCAGAUCGGAUGUCCUGGAUGCUAUUGAGUACCGCGCAAGCUCUUGCUUUUGAACUUGGUGUAUUUGAUCAUAAAAGCGAGCCGAAGGCUGCACCUGAAUCCCCUGCGGAACAUACACGCAAACAACGCCUACGAAAAUUGAUUUUAGUAUUCAUUACACAUAGCAGCGGACGACUUGGCAUUCCAUCAAUGCUUCCCUUGCCCGAGUGGGGCCAAGAUGUUCCGGGCAAUAAUUUCGAUCCGAAAGAUAGUGAUCCGGAUAUUGAUAGGAUGCAGGAUUGCUGGAUGGCUAUCUCAAAAAUUGUCUAUCAGGCCAAUCACCAGCUUUUUGCAUCCAGUGAGCAAACUACAGAAUUGAUCAAGAGUGGGAGGUAUCGCGAGCAAAUCGACUGGUUCCAGCCUCAGUUGCGAGAUUUCCGGCAGCGUCUCGAUCGUGUAAAUCGAUUAUAUGUCAAUUCACUUGCUUUACAGGCUGUUGUCGAUCGCUGGACGAACAUGUCGAACGAAUCUGCUCAAACACAACCUGGGCGGUCCGGCCCUGGUCUUUCACCGGGCAGUACUACAUGGUUCCGGACAUUAAUGGAGCUCUACCGAGUAAAUGAACAAUACAUACAGGAAGUCGUGGAUGCCUCACGCAAAAUUCUACAAACCGUUCUUGAAGGACUCGUUCCGGAAGGGCGCCUGAAGCACGCUCCUAUUCGCACAUUUUUCCGAAUUCUGUCUGGCAUGAUCUUCAUUCUGAAGACAUUUACCCUUGGCGCUCGUGAGGACGACGUGCGAGUCUCUCUAGACCUUCAAGACCGGACUGUGGAGGCACUGCGUACUUUCGUUGUCGAUGACGUGCACAUCAGUAACACUGUCGCUCGACUGCUGCAGCUUUUGACGAGUAGCAUUCGAAACCGUUUCCUUCGUUUUGCACCUCAUGAUCGCGGUGUAGAUGGUGAUGGACAGGACCGAGGCUCCGCACCAGUUUCGCGAGCUCAGUCGCCACCGCGCGAAAGUGUUUCGGGCCGCCGUGAUGGACAACAGACACCUUGGUCAUCCACACAUGAUGCAACGCCAAGCGGCAUGGGAUAUGUUGAUAGCACCGGCGGACAGCCGCCAGGGACGAUUGGAUCAUCGCACGACCCUCUUGCCAAUAUUCCUGCGCAAACGAUCAACUCAUCAAACAUGAACGUAUCAUUUAUGCCGCCACCUCCAUCCGUCUAUUACAACUACUAUGAUUCAAACUCGUCAUUGCCCGCCAAUGAUCUCGAGCGGUCGUCAUCAAAUCAUGCAAUGCCCUCACAAACCCCCGGGGAUAGCACAGGAGCAAUUACUGGUCUCCCAGAUUGGUUUGCUCUUCCUCUGGAUCAAUUCUUCAACAGCUCCACCGCGGUGGUUGAUCAAGGUCUGGGUGGGACCGGACCAAUGCUUGGCGAGUUUGACAUGUUAGAGGUUUUACUUAACGAGGGUUAUGACAGCAAUGCUCACGGGGAAGGCGAGUCGGGGGGACCAUUGGGCUCCCAGUUCCUACCGUGA